Messenger RNA from Klebsormidium nitens, 1073 nucleotides. NCBI's taxonomy places the organism in Eukaryota, Viridiplantae, Streptophyta, Klebsormidiophyceae, Klebsormidiales, Klebsormidiaceae. The record is from the annotation of a GenBank genome assembly.
CUCUGCUCCGAGUCCAGAGUCGAAGCAGGACAGCCCAGGAAGGAGGAUUUAGCACGCCAGGAUUCUGUUCAGUCUGAAGAAGAACAAGCGGAGGUUGAACAGGAAGGAGCCAAGGUUCACCUCUGAGCUUCGUCGUUUUGUGGUCCCCGCGCCUGUGCGGUUGCAGCUCUUUCUUGUUGUUUCAACGCAAGCCGAAGCCCGGCUGUAACCGCAAGCGGCUCAAGAUGCCGGCCACCGCGGGGCGGGUGCGGAUGCCCGCCAACAAUCGGAUGCACAGCGGGUCUGCGCUGCAGACGCACGACAUCUGGAGCAAAACAAUUGGCUAUGAUCCAUAUGCACCGGAAAAGAAGGCGGCGGAGGGUGCCGAGAACCCCUAUGAGAACGCACAGGGCCUGAUGGCCCUGGCUAGAAUUAAGAACACAGCAAACUUUGGAGACGCAACCAGAGGGGCGUGCAGAAAGUGCAACCGGGUUGGACACCUGACGUUUCAGUGCAAGAACUUUUUGACGGCGAGGGAGGAAGAGGCAGCCCCUGCGGCGGCGCCCCCAGUAGAGCUGCAAGAGUCUGAAUCCGAGAGCAGUUCAGACAGCGACCAGGACUCGGACAUUGAGAGGGCGCUCCGGAGUGCGAAGAAGAAGAAGGGGCUGGUGGAGAAGAGGCAUAAGAAGGUCAGCGGUAAGAAGCACACUAGCAGUAAAAGGAGGAAGGCAGAGACGGAGAGCUCAGAUGAGGACUCAGAGGAGGAGCGCAGGCGGCGGAGGCGGCGAAGAGAGAGGAGGCGGAGGGACCGCUCUCCGUCAGAGAGUGAUUCGAAGGAGGAAAGAGACAGGAGAAGGAAGCAUAAGAAGAGGACAAAGGAUGUGAGUGACGAGGAGUCUUCUGAGGAGGAGAGGCGCCGGAGGAAAUGGCAUAGCAAGAAGAGGAGGGAGGAUAGUGAGAGUGAGGGGGACAAGGCAGACAGGAAGGAUAGAAAGAAGAAAGACAGGAGUAGCACGAAGCGUAGGGAUAGGGACAGCGAUGUUGACAGCGAGGAAGAUAGGAAGAGGGGGCAAGAUUCCGUUUUGUGCUCAUAA